Messenger RNA from Rhinichthys klamathensis goyatoka, 1531 nucleotides. RefSeq names its product gastrula zinc finger protein XlCGF7.1-like. Gene Ontology annotation, biological process: regulation of transcription by RNA polymerase II. The record is from RefSeq and is a predicted model, not a curated record. Lineage: Eukaryota; Metazoa; Chordata; Actinopteri; Cypriniformes; Leuciscidae. The transcript has 2 exons. Gene Ontology annotation, molecular function: DNA-binding transcription factor activity, RNA polymerase II-specific; RNA polymerase II cis-regulatory region sequence-specific DNA binding. Gene Ontology annotation, cellular component: nucleus. Bases 201 to 1187 code for a protein of 328 amino acids.
UAAUCUCGAGUGAUUGUAAGUGUGAUGAUCAUCUGCUAAAUGAGCAACAACGACCACAAUUCACUCCUUCAGUCAGUGAAGCUCCCACAGCCGUUCAUGAGAGUUUAAAUGCUGGGGAAUAUUCACAUCUUCCCACAGGAGAAGAAGAAGCAAGCAGGAGGAAUUACUCCAGGAGAAACUACGGACAUACUAUUGUAAAGAUGGAGAUUAAGGAAGAACCCUGCAGAAUAAAAGAUGAAGAUACAGAGGAACAAAUAGAUCCGGUGGAAGUGAAUGAAGACAAACAGCAAAAACCUCAUCAUUUCACGAAUGAAAAUGGAAACACAGUUGUCAAAGGAUCUUUCACCUGCUCUGAAUGUGGAAAGAGUUACAUACAUAAAACACACCUUCAGAGACACAUGAGGAUUCACACGGGAAAAAAACUAUUCACAUGCUCUCAGUGUGGAAAGAUUUUCACAGAUAAAUCAACCCUUAACAGACACAUGAGAUCUCACACUGGAGAAAAACCGUUCACUUGCUCUCAGUGUGGAAAGAGUUUAACAGAUAAAUCAACCCUUAACAGACACAUGAGAAUUCACACUGGAGAAAAACCGUUCUCAUGCUCUCAAUGUGGAAUGAGUUUCAGGUGCAAAGGUGUUCUCAACGAUCAUCUGCGCCGUCACUCUGGAGUGAGAUCUUUCAGCUGUGAUCAGUGUGAUAAAACAUUUGUUCUUUCAUCAAGCUUACAAAGUCACCUUAAUGUUCAUGCUGGUGUGAAGCCUCACUUUUGUUCUUUAUGUGGAAAGUGUUUUAGACUACUGCAACAUUUAAAAGAGCAUGAGACUAUUCAUACUGGUGUGAGACCUUAUAUUUGCUCACACUGUGGAAAGACCUUCACUACAUCCACCCACUUAAAAUCACACCAGAGAGUUCAUACUGGAGAGAAACCGUACAAGUGCUCACACUGUGGAAAGGCCUUUACUACAUCGAACGGCUUAAAAUCACACCAGAGGAUUCAUACUGGAGAGAAACCGUACAAGUGCUCACACUGUGAAAAGAGUUUCUCUCAGUCAGGACACCUGAAAGAUCACGAGAGAGUUCAUACUGGAGAGAAGCCACACCAGUGCUCUUCAUGUGGGAAGAGUUUCAUCCGAUUAUCUCAGCUACAGACUCAUAAGAAAAAGUGUUGCCUUGAGUUUCCUAAAUAACUAAAGUUCAUUUUCAGAUCUGUAACAUUCAAGUUAAUAGUUUGAUAUUCUGAUAAAUCAAAAGAUCGAAUAUCUUGUAACAUAGCGACAUCAUCUGAUAGAGAAAUUUGUCAAAGUUACAUAGAGGCAUGGUGAGGUUUGCUCCAAUUUUAGAUGGAAAUGCUUAUUUAUGUUUAUGAAUAUUGUGCGUGGGUGUAAAUGUCGUCAAACUAGUUAUAUCUAUCAAUAUUCUGUGCAAAUGUAUUUAUUUAUUCUGGCUGUGAAGAGGUGAUGCACUAUUGUUAAUGUCAUUCAUCAUUAUAUACUUACAUUGCAUGUAGAAUUUGUUACAAGAAUAACAAAAC